This is a messenger RNA of Sebastes umbrosus (honeycomb rockfish), 1687 nucleotides long. It is a transcript of the gene tusc2a, whose product is annotated as tumor suppressor 2, mitochondrial calcium regulator a. Bases 689 to 1024 code for a protein of 111 amino acids. Gene Ontology annotation, biological process: inflammatory response; regulation of mitochondrial membrane potential. The record is from RefSeq and is a predicted model, not a curated record. Gene Ontology annotation, cellular component: mitochondrion. Lineage: Eukaryota; Metazoa; Chordata; Actinopteri; Perciformes; Sebastidae. The transcript is spliced from 4 exons.
AACUUUCAGACUGCCACAACAUAAAACAAAUGCAAAGUAAAUACAUAAUAUCAUACAAAACACAUUAAAAUCAAGUGUUAAUGAAGCCAACGUUAAAGUGAGAAUAAUCAGAAACACACACAGCUCCCGAUUGACUCUGCUUCUAGGUCAAACAACAUAUAUUAACCCCCCUGACAUGAUGAUCAUUAAGUAGUAAAUACAGUGUGUUUGCUUUAACAGUGUAGGUACCGCCUGUCUGUCACAUAUCAGCUGAUCACAUCGUAAGGGACCAUAACAGCUAACGCUAGCUCAACGUAGCCGCUGGUAGAAGUUAUGAAAGGACAUGGCGUUUAAUCCUGUUCGAUAAGGUAGGACAUUAACCAGGAAACAUGUAGUUUAAUGAUGAUCCUGUGUUUGUUUAGGAGACACAUUGCUGCCCUGCCUUAGCUAGUUAUCGCUUAGCUAGUGUAGCUAACCUGCGUCAGUGGCUAAGGAAGCUAACAGGCUAACUCACCUCAGUAUGCAGGUACCGUUAGCUCCAGUUAGCCAGCUGUUAUUAGCCACACUGGCCUCAUAUCGAGAGGGUGCUUUAACGAGGCAUGGACUGUGCUUUAGAUCCUGGCUUUGGUUAGGAACUGAGAGAGCGUCUGGCCUCCAAACCAGAUUGAAAGCUUUACCUGGAGACUAACUAUGUGUUAUCUCUGAGAGAAUGGGUGGAAGUGGAUCCAAAGCCAAAGGUGUCUGGCCUUUCUCGGGCAGUGGAGCUGGAGGAGAUUCAGCCAGUGAUGGGAACGAGCAGUCUGUGGCCCGCCUCAAAGGGUCCAGAAGUGCAACACCGUUUGUUUUUACCAGGAGGAGCUCUUUGUACUACGACGAGGACGGUGACCUCGCCCAUGAAUUCUAUGAAGAGACGGUGGUGACAAAAAAUGGCAGAAAAAAGUCCAAGUUGAAGAGGAUCCAGAAAAAUCUGAUUCCACAGGGAAUGGUGAAGCUUGACCACCCCUGUAUACAUGUAGAUUUCCCCGUCGUCCUCUGUGAGGUGUGAGAAGUUGCACAGGACUGAUCUACUAUGAAGUGCAUCCACAGGUGUACUCUUCUCGGAGCAAAGUCUUGUCCUAGUGUCCAAGCAUUCAAGUCAAGACUGGAGCUGUGGUCUGGAGAGAAAACGGAAAAUCAAACUGUCGUAUAAAACUGAUAUAUAUUGAAUGAGAUGUUAUACAUUUGAAUUCAACUUUGGUCAGAUGGUGCCCUGUUCACAAAAAAUCCAUAUUUUGAUAUUCACAAAAGUAGUGUCGGUACAGGUUGUGUGUCCACUACCCAGCUGAUAUGUAAGCAGAAUACAUCAAAUGAAGUUGUAUUUCUCUUGUGAGUUUCUUUGCAGGGAAAAACAUCCUUGAUGUGAAAAGGCUUUAAUGGUUUAUGCCUUCUGUGAGCCGUAGAGUGAAACUGUAUGUGUCUUUAUGUGUACAUGUGUGCACUUAGGUUUGUUUGAGUGACUGUGUGUGAGAGAGGGACUGAAGAUGUAGUUACAGGGUAGGAUAAUGAAGGAUUGUGAAAUUUAUUGUAUAUAUAGUCAUGUUCUGUAUUGUCACGUCUGAGUCUGUCUCAGUUACCGGAGCUCAGACCUGCACUAGUGAACAUAAUGUAUUGUAAAUAAUAUCAGAUUUCUUAGUUGGAAAUACUUGAAUAAAUGGUUUACUGAGCUGAA